GCUCCGCUCAGAACCUUUCCGGCGCGCUGGGCACAGGCUUCUGGCGGUUACUGCGAGCUGAACGCAUUCGUCUCUCCGCCGCCCGGUGACAUGCUGCAGAAGCCGAGGGGCCGCGGCCGGCCCAGCACUCAGUCCAAUCGGGAGCGAGACGAGGGAGGCGCUGGCGAGGAAGCGCCCAGCACGUCCCGCGGCGCGGUCGGCUCGUCUCAGGGCUCCCGCGCCUCCCUGUCGACCCCCACCGUAGGGCCGCGCACCCAGAAGCAGCUGGAGCUGAAGGUGGCGGAGUUGGUGCAGUUCCUGCUGAUCAAGGACCAGAAGAAAAUCCCCAUCAAGCGCACCGACAUCCUGAAGCACGUGGUGGGAGACUACCGGGACGUGUACCCCAACCUGCUGAAGCUGGCCGCUGAGCGCCUGCAGUACGUGUUCGGGUACAAGCUGGUGGAACUGGAGCCCAAGAGCCACACCUACAUCCUUAUCAACAUGUUGGAGCCCGUGGAUGAGGAUGCUGAGGUGAGGGGCGAUCAGGGUACACCUACCACGGGCCUGCUUAUGAUAGUCCUGGGGCUCAUCUUUAUGAAAGGCAACACCAUCACCGAGACCGAGGUCUGGGACUUCCUGCGGCGGCUCGGGGUGUACCCCACUAAGAAGCAUUUAAUUUUUGGCGACCCAAAGAAACUCAUUACCGAAGACUUUGUGCGGCAGCGCUACCUGGAGUACCGGAGGAUACCCCACACCGACCCUGUGGACUACGAAUUACAGUGGGGCCCGCGAACCAACUUGGAAACCAGCAAGAUGAAGGUUCUUAAGUUUGUGGCCAAAGUUCAUAAUCAGGACCCCAAAGACUGGCCCGCACAAUACUGCGAAGCUUUGGCAGAUGAGGAAAAUAGGGCGAGACCGGCAGCUAGUGGCCCAACCACUUCCUCUUGAACUAUUGAGAUGCAGUCUGAGGGACUCCCGAGAUCCAGGAUAAAAACUGGGAAAAGGGGUCCGAGGAAGCGUGAUUCUGUCAAGCGUAAAUGUCCUGUGGCAUUAACAUGUGUUGAAGAGGUUUUGUUUGGCUUAUUAUGGUU
Molecule: messenger RNA, 1070 nt
Organism: Acomys russatus (golden spiny mouse)
Lineage: Eukaryota; Metazoa; Chordata; Mammalia; Rodentia; Muridae
Gene: Nsmce3
Product: NSE3 homolog, SMC5-SMC6 complex component
Exons: 1
Coding region: 91-927 (278 amino acids)
Biological process (GO): negative regulation of transcription by RNA polymerase II
Cellular component (GO): nucleus
Source: RefSeq, a predicted model, not a curated record